AUGGAAGACCACACAUCCCUCCUACCCACCGACCUCUGUCUCCUCACAAUUCGUUUCUCCGCCUCAAUACCAGACGUCCUCCUCGAAAUCCCUGAACCAGCCCGCCUGACAGCCGCAGGCCUCAAACAACUUAUCCGCCAACGUCUCCCUCAGCACCUCUCAACUCACCGCCUCCGCCUCAUCUAUGCUGGCAAAGCACUGGAAGAUUCCUCCUCCCUCGCCUCCGCCCUAAACAUCGCCUCACAACCUACAAGAGAUAAAUCGCCUGCCCCUCCACGAGAUGCAGACUACCUGAAUGAUAAAGACAAAUGCAAUGGUAAAGGUAAAGCUCCUGUCCGCGAACCGCCAACACCACCGUUCCGGACAUACAUACACUGCUCAGUCGGCGAUAUUAUUCUGUCCGCGGCAGAGUUGGAGGCCGAAGCGCGGCUGACGCAGGUAAUUCGUGAAUCACACGGGCAUGGGGGAGGAGAGGGAGAAAAGAAAUCAGGGCUGGCGGAAGUAGAUGUUUCUCUCCUCGGACCUCCAAAUUCCCUUUCGCCAUUAUCAUCGUCUACCUCCGCGGCCCCUACUUUACCUGGUGCCCUUUCCGCUGCACAUGGCCAGAGCAGCGGUAAUACCAGCCAGCAACCUCUCACCGCCGGACCUAGGGGUUUCGACCGCUUGCUGGAAGCUGGAUUCACGCCUGCAGAAGUCUCUGCGCUCCGGUCGCAGUUUCUCGCCUUGCAGUCCCUGUCGCAUACUCCAGAUACAAUGCCAUCUGGUGCGGAGCUGCGGCGACUGGAGGAUAUAUGGAUGGAUGAGGGGGGUCCUGCGGGGGGUUCUGAAACGUUAGGUGGGGGUGGAGGGCCCGGUGCUGGUGGUGGAAUUUCGAAUGACGUGGUUGGGGGGAGUUCGGGGGCGUUGGAUGAUAUGUUAUGGGGCUCUGUGAUGGGGUUCUUUUGGCCUGUGGGUUGUGGGUUGUGGUUGUUGAGGGAACAGGGAGUUUGGAGUUGGAGGAAGGGGUUGGCCGUGUUCGUUGGGGUUGUUGUAAAUCUUGGGUUUGGGGUUGUGAGGAUUUUAAAUUAA
Paracoccidioides brasiliensis Pb18 is the source of this 1068-nucleotide messenger RNA. RefSeq lists its product as uncharacterized. Gene Ontology annotation, biological process: protein processing. The coding region runs from base 1 to 1068 and encodes 355 amino acids. The record is from RefSeq and is a predicted model, not a curated record. The transcript has a single exon. Gene Ontology annotation, cellular component: Dsc E3 ubiquitin ligase complex; endoplasmic reticulum. Gene Ontology annotation, molecular function: protein binding.